AUGAUCGCCAACAUCCUCGCUCUCAUUCCGUUCGCCCUCCUCGCUGUUGCUGGUGACAGCGGCCAGUGCAACACUGGUGAAAUUCAGUGCUGCAACAACAGCACCAGCUAUGAUUCAUACGCUGCUCAAAAAGCCUUCAACGAGACCGGCCUCGUCGACGUUGUUGCAGUGGUAAACGCUUACGUUGGUCUCACCUGCUCUGGCAUUAGCGUUGUCGGCACUUCCGACGGCUGCUCUGCUAACCAGCAGCCACUUUGCUGCGAGGACAACAAAUACAACGGUGUUGUCAGCCUUGGCUGCACUCCCGUCAAUGUCAACCUAUAG
Messenger RNA from Suillus clintonianus, 324 nucleotides. RefSeq names its product hydrophobin-251. The record is from RefSeq and is a predicted model, not a curated record. Gene Ontology annotation, cellular component: fungal-type cell wall. Lineage: Eukaryota; Fungi; Basidiomycota; Agaricomycetes; Boletales; Suillaceae. Bases 1 to 324 code for a protein of 107 amino acids. The transcript has 3 exons. Gene Ontology annotation, molecular function: structural constituent of cell wall.